Messenger RNA from Acipenser ruthenus (sterlet), 9736 nucleotides. RefSeq names its product APC membrane recruitment protein 2-like. Bases 80 to 2074 code for a protein of 664 amino acids. Gene Ontology annotation, molecular function: phosphatidylinositol-4,5-bisphosphate binding; beta-catenin binding. The transcript has a single exon. NCBI's taxonomy places the organism in Eukaryota, Metazoa, Chordata, Actinopteri, Acipenseriformes, Acipenseridae. The record is from RefSeq and is a predicted model, not a curated record. Gene Ontology annotation, biological process: regulation of canonical Wnt signaling pathway. Gene Ontology annotation, cellular component: plasma membrane.
AGGCUGCCAGUGAGAACAUCAGCAUCUGCGGGGGUCUGCAGGAAGAAAACAGACAGGAGCAGCAAAACACACAGCAGACAUGGACUCGCAUUGUGAGUGCAGCGAGCCUCCUCUCUCCGAGCAGCAGCAGCAGCAGCCCUCUGGAAAGAUUAACAAGGCUGCUUUCAAACUGUUUGGGAAGAGGAAAUCGGGCAGUGCCAUCCCCAGCAUCUUUGGGGUGAAGAGCAAAGGGGAGGGGAAGAGCUCUGGGCAAACGAGGCUCGCAAGGAGCAAGACCCACGAUGGGUUAGCCGAGGUUGUGUUAGAAGGCAGCAAGAAGGAGGACUGCUCCAGCAGCGAGCAGCUGAACGCUGCUUUGUUCGCAAAGACGGACGGCAGCCUGGCAGUGACAGCCAGCGGAUCCGUGACCAAGUCGCUCAGCUUCUUCUCCGUCCUCAAGAAGAACGGCCGAGGGGAGAACUCUGAGCCCAGGGCUGGCAACAGACAAAAGAAAGGGCUGAAGGGGCUCUUUAGCAGCAUGCGCUGGCACAAAAAGGAGAAGAACUUCAAAGAGGAGAAAGGAGGGGAGGCAUCGGAUGCUCAGCCAGGGGUCAUUCAGCCAGCCUCCCUCAAUGCCAGCUUGGAGUUUAUCAAGGAAGAGGUUCGGCAGUUGCCCCAGUCAGAGCCUGAGCUCAGCACAGAGCAGGCUGCACAGGAAUUGCCAGUUGUGGGACCCUCUGAAGAGCCGAAAGCUUCAGUGUUAGAGGAGCCUGAAGCAGCCGCAGCAGCAGCGGAUUGUGCAAGCCCUCUCCCUGAGUUAUAUAACCAUGUAAACAAGCAGGAGGAAGCUGCUGCUGAGCAUAAUGAGGGCCAGAGCCAAGGGGAAAUGGGUGUCACCAAGGAAGAGGGCCCUGGGGAUACCAUGGCAGCCGAAAUCUCAGGGGCGACCCAACCCCCUGAGCCUGAAUGCAGCAGCAGCAGCUCCCCGGAAAGCGCGCCUCUCUCUUUUGGUAUUCCCACCACCACCAUCACCCCCCCCGAACCGUCUGCUGCCGACCCGCCCUCGGAGCAAUCCAUCGACCGCAUCUGCUCCAUGUUCGCGGACGUGACGUCCCUCAAGAGCUUCGACUCGCUGACUGGCUGCGGGGAUAUCAUCGCCGACCACGAGGAGGAAGUGGGCAACGGGAACAGGAACGGGAAUGGGAAUGGGAAUGCUGGAGGGAGUGUGGAGAAGCACCCACCGGCGCUGGGGAAGAUGAGGGUCUUUCCCAAAAAGAACCAGAGCGGUAGCGUGGUAGCCUACCAAGGGGGUGGGGAGGAGAUGGCCAGCCCUGAUGAAGUAGACGAGACCGAUCUGCAGGGGUUCUGGGAUAUGCUGCCCCAGACUGAGGAACUCCAGAGCCAGCCAAAAGAGGAGGCUGUCCAGGAGACCUCAACGAAGGCCGUUGAAGAGAAGGUGCUGAAAGAGACAGCCCCUCUGAGCAAGAUCCUGGGACUCAGCAAGAUUCCUGUAAGCGGCACCAGCAGGGGAGUCAGGAGCAACAAAGGAGGGGAGGAAAGCAGAGAGAAGGACCACCAGGAGAGCGUCCCCAACAGCGAUGAGGGAUACUGGGAUUCCACUACCCCGGGCCAGGAGGAGGAGAGUGGCAGCAGCGGCUUCGCGCCCAAGGAGAGCAUCCCUCGGGACAGCUGCAGUGGAGACGCACUCUACGACCUCUACGUGGACCCGGAUGAGAGCCUGGCCGGCGUGGUCUCUUCAGACGAAGAGAUGUCCCCCAUGUCCACGUCCGAGCCUAAGCUGGCUCCCUCCUCCUCCUCCUCCUCCGAGACCACCUUCCGCUCGCUCAAGGGCAGCGCCAGCCUCCCCAGGGACUCGAAGAUCCCCAUCAGCGUCAAACAGAUUCCCUCCCACUCCGCCAGCCAUGGGGCGCUGGUCCCCAGCCUCACGCCAACCGCGCAGCAGCCGCCAGCAAAGCCCGAGCCGCCCAGAACAAAGAUCCCCGUCCCCAGGGUGAUUGUGAGGAGGACCGGCAACAAGACUCUGGGAGGCUCUGCAGGGAAGCACCUCGCCUACCAGGACCACUUUAAAAAGUAGCUUGCUCUGUGUUGAAAGGGCCGAUAUCAAUGGAGAACAGUUUGUAGAUGUAAUGUGAAAAGGCAUACAUCAUCAAAGGCAGAAUACAAAAGAGAUGUUCAGAGCUCUACUCCAAAAUCCUGUUAUGGUAUAAAUAAAAAAUAUUUUUUACUUCAUUUGCUUCAGUUUCUUGCAAGACAAAAAUAUAUAUAUUUUUCUCUUUUCAAGCUUAAAGUAGACCGCAAAAUAUGAUGUUGUGCCAGUGGACUUUCUAUCAGGAAUGAUGUCUCCUUUGAUUCCCCAUAUGCCUUUACACAAUGCAAAAUAACAGGAAGAACCACAGCAAAAAAAGUGCCAAGAAUUACGAAAAAAAAAAAGUUACUGCACGUGCCGUUCAUUAACUGCUCCGGUCGUUGCUGGCAAAGGAAAAUACAAUCAAAGUUGAACAUUUUUGGAGACUAACAUUUCAAAGGAUAUCCGGAUGGGAUCGUUCAGAUAGUUUAUGAUUUCAAUGGAACAUCAGGGAAUCCCCCCCAAAAAAAUAAUGGUAAUAAAGUAUAAUGUUGCUUCUGUGGGAUUUCUGUCUUUUAAAACGACAUGACAAAAGAGAAGCCUUCUUUUUGGAUGUAUAAAGUGGAAGUAGCUCCUGUACACUAUGCUUGGAGGUUCAAAAACAGGCAAGGACUACAGACUCUCAACAUAAACAUCUGCUCAACAGAGAUUAUAGAACCGGGACCAGAGAACAUUACCCACAUAAAGACACGUUCAAAUCCUCCUAAUAUGAAACGGCAUUCGCUAGGAUACUUUUUAAUCUUUGUUACACCCUUUUUGUAGACAUUCCUGGUUUUCUCCGUGGACGAAACCCCACAGCGGAGCUCGUUUCUACUGGAUUCUUUCAAAAAUCAGGGGAUUACUGUGCAAAGCACUCGGCUCACGCUCUGUAAACUAUCAGGAAAUGUGCAGAACCACAGUAUUAUACCUGCCACUGAAUGUGUAUAGCAGACUGCAUACAGCCAUUAAACACCCUCAUUGGGUUUUUUUUUCCAGGCUCCUAGGAUUGGUAUAUCCUUCAUGCCUUGUGCUUUGGGAGUAUUUCAUCUGUUGCUUAAAUCCUGUGCCAGCUAAGCUAAUGGUAAGACAGCCUCUUGGACUUUGCAAAUGCGACAAAAGAGAUGAGAGAAGGUGUUUGACUUUAACACUAUGUGUUGCUCGUAAUGCUUAGUUGUUGUGCACACUACUAACAUAUCACUUAGGCAAAGGUUUGACUCGAAAGUCUUAUUUGAUACCACACUAGCUGUAGGGAGAGAUCUAGAAUCACGUUUGCAUCUAGAAUCGUUCGGUGUGCAUCUUUCCCCUUUCCACUAGUUUGUGUUUACUAGACCUUAGCUUUAGCACACACACACACUGUAUGAGGCCACCUGUGUCCGUGCUUAAUCUUUUACAGUCACUCAUUUAAAAAGCAGCUUCUGCUCUUUCAAUACAGGUGUAUAGAAAAUGUAUUUGCUGUACUUUUGACUUGUAAUACUUUCAAAGGCUGCUGAUAAUACCGGCAGAUGUAUUGUACAUUUUAAUAUCCCAUGGUACACAGAAAUAUAUACAGUAUAUUUAUAUAUUUUCAUAUCCGUACGGAAGUGGUUUACAGAGAUAUGUUUUGUUUGUAGUUUGUAGUAUAGCUGAGAAAGGGAAGCUUGCAGCCUUCUUUUAAGUCUCUUUUCUUCUCAGCUUCUCAUUGUGUAAAAGGCGUUACAUAGCCCAGUGCUUUGUGUGCCUGUAUGGCAUUAGUGCCAUAUUUCAAGGCGCUAUUCAAUCAAAGACAUCGCAUGCGGCUGUAUUAGCAAAAGAGCUGUGUUAAAAACCGCUCAGUGUAAAAUAAAAGAUACAUUACACACAUAUGGAAUUACUUUAUUUCAUUAUAAAAAUCCCUUUGUGAAAUAAAAAUGAUAAGCCUUUUUUUAAUGUGAUUCUCUCCUAACUCAACCCACUGUAAUGGUAAUGUAAGCCUCGUUAGAUUCCUAUUAGAGGCAGAAUACUCUAAGACUUUUCCCCAGGUAGUCUCAGUCCUUAUCAUCUCCCCAGCUGAUGCACCCCCCGGGAAACGCUGUGCCCUUCAUUAGGUUUUCUCUUGUCUUAUAAUUGAGGGGGAGCCUCCUAAUCACAAGAACACUGCUUUAUUGUUCUGUUCCAAUUAUUUUUAUUAAAAUUUUCCAAAAUUAUCAUUUAUGAUUGAUGACAAAAUGUGCAAAACAACCGAAGUGUCAUUAGCACCUAUUUCUUUCAGAAAGGAGGAAAGCAUCCAUUGGUGUUUCCAAAACUAGAAAUGAACCGCACUCAGGAAUUGAAUUCAAGGGCUCCUAACACUUCUAGCAACGAUAACACUUUCUUUCUAGCUUUGUAAGGGGAACAGGAUUUUUUACCUCUUUCCAGAAAAAAAGUGUGAAUGAUGCUAAAAGUGUGAAUGAUGCUUUAGGGGUCAUUUGUGGAAUUCCCCUCAGUGGUUAUGCAUUUCCCUUUUUGUUUUUUUUUUUAUUCAAUUCAAUUCAAUUUGUACUUCCAAAAAUAUUCUCAAUCUUUAAUUGGUCUACGUCGAUUUACAGAAAGUCCCUAAAGAUAAUGAAGGGAUGUUUUUGACUGAAAUGAUAAUUAUAGUGAAAGCUGUCAGAGUGUUUCAUCAAGGCUGUUCUUUUCAAAUUCGGUGCAGCAUCUACUCAUAAAACACAGGAACACCUGGUGUACUGAAUGUUCAAACUAGUUUAAGGUAGAUGUUUGCAGUUUGUUAGCCGGCUAGGGGGCUGUGGGAACCCUAAAUCUAAUGCCAAUAAAACACAGUAUUUAAAUGAAAUAAUCCUCUAUUCCACAUUCUAAUACUGACACCCCCCCAAAAAACACAAAAAAGCAGCAUUCGGUCUUAAAACUUUAAUAAAAUUUUUUUUUUAAAAAACUUUUGUGGUAGGGAUUUUUUUUUAAGCACCCAGCCCCUCCACAGACAAAUCUAAUGGCUGAGGAUGGAACGGUGCUAAGCCUCUAGAACUCUAGGUGUAGAAUGUUCUCCUCUUUAGUUACAAGAUGGAACUACCUGUACUUCCCCAUCAUUAAGGAAGCUAACUGCCUUGAGGAAACAGGACUUCUGUGAACCAGUGACCUUUGCUGUGUGUGUGUGUGUGCGUGUGAGUGUGUCUGCGCAUGUGUGUGUCUGUGAGUGUGUGUGUGUGUGUGUGUCUGUGUGUGUGUGUGUGUGAGUGUGUCUGCACAUGUGUGUGUCUGUGAGUGUGUGUGUGUGUCUGUGUGUGUGUGUGUGUGUAUCGAGGAGGGGGUUGGAGCCAGUGUAAGCAGCUGUUGCUAAUAGCUCAAAGCAGGGCAAGGGGAUAAAGAGGAUGAUUACCAGCCAUGAGUAGUAAUACAUUAAAUAGUGAUUUUAGAGUAAUUACAACAAGACCAACAAAGCCGUGCUCAGCAGGCCCGCUGGGGCGGUGGUCUCAUGCAAAUGUUCCAGUGAGUUUCAGACACAGGCCUUUGAGAAUCAAGCACCCUGAGUUUCAAUAUCAGAGCACCUGUAAAAUAAAAUGAAACACGAAGCUGUGUUUCCUGUUCACACCGCCUCCCCUGACUCAGCACUUGCCAUGGCACUCUCAAGGCAGCAAAGACCAGUGUGCUGUAGCUGUGAAGAGAAGCGGGGUUAACGGUAAACAUGUUUCUGCUGCUGACCCAGAUAUACUGUGUUUAAGAAUAAUAAAACACUCUGCAUGAUACAAAAAAAAAAGGGUUUCAAAGUUAACUGCUGCUUCGUUAUGCUUCACAAACCUUUCUACCACCGGGGCUCCUGUAUAUCGUUCUGAGCUGCGGGUUGCACUUUCAAUUAUACAUUCCCCUGCUUUUCCCUUCUCUUCCACACAUUGCCCUGCAUUCACUCCCCACAGCAGAGCUGCUGACUUGAGCCCUGAGCUUCGUUUCUGAAAGGCUGUAGUGUUUUCAAUGCUUUGUUACAAUGUGAUGGGCUUCCUGAAAGAAUCAGGGGGAGCUGUUCUUUAUGUGCAUUGUCUCCUUGUACUAAACGUGCAGAACUGGGAAGAACGCAGCGGCCUUAAAUCAUUUAAACCUGCAGUUAUACCUCCUUUCAAACCUGUUUUAUUCAGGAGCUAAGUCUCCUGUAACGCUGCUGUUGUGUGGAAUAUUGCUUAUCAAUGUCACGAAUGGCUGAACACUCUACAGAUGCUAUACAAUAUUCACAAGCAGUGCUCUGAAUCUCUCCUGAGAGGGAGAGGGAGUCACGUGUCACCAGCUCUCCCAGUGCCAUGUGCACUCUGCUGUCUCUCCCCCAGAAGGGCUGCUGGCAAUAUCCUCCACAAACGCUGUUCGAAAGAAAAAUAAUAACCUUGUGCUUUAGCAGCACGUCACCCUUCUUGAGAGAGGAGAGCUGCCAGCAAGCUGCUGGUCUUGUGCUGUUUGUAUUCCAGCCUGCUGUUAUGGAUUCUGUUAGAUAACACUGAGUGGCUCUGUGUGGGUUCAGGGGACAGCAUAGGAACGCCAGUGUAAGUGAGGUGUCCUGAGGUUCUGAAGGACGGAAUUAUAAAUUGAGGUCUAGAAAGGUCACGACCCUGAAGAGAAUGCUAAUUAUAAUUGGAGGGUGGGGGUGACUCUGGAUUACUUUCCAUUCAGGUUUUAUGGUCGUUGUUCUUUUUAUGAGUGGUUUAUUUCUUGAUAUUUUAAAAUAAAAAAAACCUUCAAUAAAUGUUGCUGAGAGAAUAUCAGUAGCUUAUGCCAAUAGAAAACAAUGGUGAGACGGAGGGCUCGCUGGAUGCAGUGUGGAAGAGAGGGAAAGGACUGUGUGAAUAGACAGUAUGGAAUAUGUGUGCAGAAUCAGUGUCGUCCUCUUGCUAUUGCAUGAAGACUAGACUCUAAUACAAUAAGGGGAGGAGACCCACAACAAGGCAGUCUUCUCACUCUUAGAAAAGGUCACCACAUUCAAUUAGCACUGUAAUUUCUGCCAUGCUUUCCCAUGGGUAUACGAUGCAUUUAUCAUCAAUUACCAUGGUUAUUAAUCUGCUUUACCAUACCUCUGUGCUUUACAAUGCUUACCUAUGCUUUACUUUCACUGUGCUUUAUUACACUUUGCAAUGCUUUUUCUAUGGGAAACUUGUAAGGGUUAGUUUACCAUGCUUUGUUUUUAAAUAUGCUUUACAAGGCUUUACCAUGCUUUCACUGUGCUGUGCUUUUACUGUGGGAAACUUUUAUAAGAGCAGUUUUUGGAUCACAAAAGGGCAUGUGAGGUCAUGUGUGGAGAGAUGCACAAUAGCUGUGCAAGCAAUGCAAAGGACAGAGAGAACUGUUCAAGAGGGAAGAUGUGUGGCAUCUAAUACUGUGUUUCCAGGCUCUCCAAAAUGCAAGGUCAGUGCGUUAGUGCAGUGGAGGGAGGGAGGGAGAGCGGAGGAAACGGCGAAUGGGACAGGACCAGGAAUAGAUGGUAGAGGUAUCUGGGACAGCAGACGGGCAGGCGGUCAUGGUUAAUCAUUCAUGUAGAGAGAAGCAAUGAGAGAUGGAGGGCGCUCUGAACAGGCAGGUGUAGCACAGACUACUGUCAAGUUAAGUGCUUUCUUUUUGCCUUUAAAACACAUUAUUUAUUUAUUUUAUAAUAAGACAACUUUGAGGUAUGAAUACAUGAGUAGUUGUAUUCCUUUCAGUUGCUUCAGCCAGACACCACACUUGCACAAUGCCAGUAGACAGAGGAACAAUAUCUCUUUAAUGGAAAUAACAAAGCAAUUCCACAGUGGUAUCAAAUGUGUGCUCCUUAUAAAUGUGAGUUAGCAUGCAGGCCCAACUUCAGAAGUAGAUUAUAAUCAAUGUACAGUGUAACUGAACACUCUGUGCAGCUCAAUCUGAAUGUGAGCCCCGAGUGUCAUGUGAUUCACAUCUUAGGUUUCCAUGGUUACCUCAGUAGGUCAGCCAAUCACAUCUCGUGGGCUCCGACAGACAGAAUAAAAAGGGGCAGGUUUGGUCUGCCUUGGGCAGUGCUUGAAUUAUACAAGGCAAUUAGCUGCUGUGUGUUCGGUUUGAACCUCUGCUGCUCAAAUAUGUGUGCUGUUUAUGGCCAGAAGAGAAAUGAGGCUGACAUUGACAGCUCAGAAAACCUGCAGAGUGGACCAAACCAGAGAGACGUCACAGUCAAGGAGUGACAACAGUGGGGCCAGUUUCUUGCAAUUCGAGUCAUUUUUACAUCACUGAUAAAAAUACAACAGUCCUGGUUUGCCUUGUUUAUUCAUAUGCUUUACAAUGCCUACCUAUGCAUUACCAUGCAUUUGCUGUGCUUUAUUACACUUUGCCCUGCUUUUACUUUGAGAAACAUUAAUAAGGGAUGCAUUCUUACACAAACAGUCUAGGUUAGACGUUAAUGCAUUAGCAGCUGGACCACCAGUAAGAUACCAACAAAUCUCAAUCAAUCAAUCUUUAUUUUAUAUAGCGCCUUUCAUAGUGGACCACCAUCACAAAGCGCUUAAACGUAAACGUGUGUUCCAGUUCCCAGUUAGGUCAACCAGUAUGCAGUUUGUGCAGUGAAUUUUAAGCAGGCAAAGUUUACAACAUUUGCUUGUCGUUAUUAAAUUGACAAACACGUAGUCUGGUGCUGUGAGAAUGUGUUUCUAGUCCUUGUCUAUGGCUUGGCAGUCCUCUUCCUUUGUGAUGUGGAUGGGAGUUGGCCCCAGCUGAGCUGAACUGGAGAAAUCCCAUACUUGCACUCGUAGCUGAACUAAGAUUCAUGAAGUUGUAUAGACAGACUGUGCCAUCUGUUCCAAAUCCAAUUACACCGAGGGGUCAGUAUACGUAUGGGGAGUGGGGUGAGGAGGGGCGUUACAAUGAGAAAUAAAAAAAGAACUAAAUACAGAACUAAAUACAUGAAUACCAUGUUAUCCUAGAGUUCCUUUACUGGAGAUGCCAACUAAAAUAGUCAAAUAAAACCUUAGCUACAAGCUGAAUGGGUACUAUUGACUAGUGAUAAUGUACUGUGUCUGUGAACUGAAGAUGGCUGUUGUGGGUUGAAACAGUCUUGUCUCUAUCCACUAGGCAAUCCUCAAUUUGCUGUAUGUAUUAAUUUUAAUUGACACAUGCUGAAAAGUCUGAUUAAAGUCUUAAAGUCUUUUAAGAAAAGUCUUUUAAAAUAAUAGGACAGUUACACUUUUUGACCACCAGGUGGCGUUAGGCAUCAUACCGAGUAUCAAAGCUGCACAGUACCACCUUCUUCAGGACAGACAUGGUUGUAACCACCAUAUUUACAUCCACAUGUGGACAAGCCAUCUGUGUAUCCUGGCCACAAGAAACAAAGCAUGAUUAAUGCAUCACGUUUGUAUUGUAACUCCAAAUGGAUCUGACACUCACUUCACACUGGAAUGGAUAGCAAUAGGGUAGCUCUGUUACUGCCACAAAAUCAAACUGUCUAAUCACUGUUUACAGUAUCAUUGUGUACAUUUUUUUUCCUGUAAUGUGAUUUUUAUGAAAAAAGAAACAAAGUAUUUUAUUUGUAAUUUAUUCCAUUGCUUUGUGUGAUCAGCUCUACUGCAUGUUGAAACUCGUGAGUCACCAUGCUAACGAAUGUAAAGGACUGAGGCGUGCUGCGCUGGAGGUCUCAAACUGCACACAUGCAUUGUUCCUUUUCAGUGUAAUGCUUAAUGUGACUAAUAAAAAUGUCUUCUGGUUGUU